Molecule: messenger RNA, 802 nt
Organism: Onychomys torridus (southern grasshopper mouse)
Lineage: Eukaryota; Metazoa; Chordata; Mammalia; Rodentia; Cricetidae
Product: aldo-keto reductase family 1 member B7-like
Exons: 6
Coding region: 86-604 (172 amino acids)
Cellular component (GO): cytosol; mitochondrion
Molecular function (GO): aldose reductase (NADPH) activity
Source: RefSeq, a predicted model, not a curated record
AUUCCUCCUAUCCAAGGACUAAGCAAACCCAGCAUCCCUGAAUCCUCCUACAGCCAUCAAACAGUCUUCCUUACUGUAACAGGGCAUGGAGGAACUGGUGGACCAGGGGCUGGUGAAAGCCCUGGGCGUCUCUAACUUCAACCACGUGCAGAUUGAAAGACUCCUGAGCAAGCCUGGGCUGAAACACAAGCCAGUGAUGAAUCAGAUUGAGUGCCAUCCAUACCUCACCCAGGAGAAACUGAUCCAGUUUUGUCACUCCAAGGGCAUUGGCAUCACAGCAUACAGCCCGCUGGGCUCCCCAGACAGACCUUAUGCCAAGCCAGAUGACCCGGUAGUACUGGAGAUUCCCAAGAUCAAGGAGAUUGCUGCCAAGCACAAGAAAACAACAGCUCAGGUUCUAAUUCGGUUCCAUAUCCAAAGGAAUGUGGUGGUGAUUCCCAAGUCUGUGACACCCUCGCGCAUACGUGAGAACUUUCAGGUCUUUGAUUUCCAGUUGAGUGAUGAGGAGAUGGCCACUAUUCUCAGCUUCAACAAAAACUGGAGGGCCUGUGGUGUGUUUGCUGCAAUUAAUGAAAAGGACUAUCCUUUCCACGAAGAAUACUGAAGCUGAUUCACUUGAUGAGAUUGCCUAGUGGAUUCCAUCUUCAUUGUGUGACAGUGACUCCUGAGUCCUAUUUUAGCCAAGUGUGUCCAACAUCAACCUUGAUGUAGGUCCUGAUCACGCAAUGCUGAAUUUAAAUCCUUAUGCUCAACCAGGAGCAGACUGUCACAGGGAAAUGUGACUCAGAGAAACAAAGGACAA